This is a messenger RNA of Hibiscus syriacus, 2224 nucleotides long. RefSeq names its product EIN3-binding F-box protein 1-like. NCBI's taxonomy places the organism in Eukaryota, Viridiplantae, Streptophyta, Magnoliopsida, Malvales, Malvaceae. Gene Ontology annotation, cellular component: SCF ubiquitin ligase complex. The coding region runs from base 264 to 2201 and encodes 645 amino acids. The transcript is spliced from 2 exons. Gene Ontology annotation, molecular function: protein binding. Gene Ontology annotation, biological process: SCF-dependent proteasomal ubiquitin-dependent protein catabolic process. The record is from RefSeq and is a predicted model, not a curated record.
UUUUGCCAGACAUCUUUCAUUGCUCUUCCUUCACACUUUGCAUUUUCCGUUCUCUCUCUCUCUCUCUCUCUCUUUUACCCUAGUUGAUAGGGUUUCCAUGUCCUUCUAGCUCCAAUCCAUCUCAUGCAUCUGUGUCUUCGAGCUACAUACGUUGAAGUCUUGGUUUUCAUCCUUGCUGGGUCUCUCCUUCUUCUUUCCUUGGAGGGUUUUUGGGCGGCGAACGGUGCAGAUUUCACCUCCCGGGGUUUUUUUGAGCUGUACCCAUGUCGAAGAUCUUUCAUUUUAGUGGAACUGAUGAUUUUUUCCCCGGGGUUUCGAUCUACCCAAACCCCAAGGAGUCUAGUCUUCUUUUGUCCCUUGGACGUCAUGUGGAUGUUUAUUUUCCCUCUCGCAAGAGAUCCCGCAUUAGUGCUCCUUUUGUUUUCUCUGGAGAGAUAUUUGAGCAGAAGAGGCCAUCAGUCGAGGUUCUCCCUGAUGAAUGCUUAUUCGAGAUCUUCAGACGGAUACCUGGAGGCAAAGAGAGGAGUGCCUGCGCCUGUGUUUCCAAGCGCUGGCUUACACUUGUUAGCAACAUCCGCAGAGAUGAAAUCAGUGACAACAAGACCACUGGAGCCUUGAAUUUCAAGGGUGUUGAUUCUGAGAUUGAAGAUCAGGAUGUUGAGGGAGGUGGAUAUCUCUCUAGGAGUUUGGAAGGGAAGAAAGCAACAGAUGUUAGACUUGCUGCUAUUGCUGUUGGAACUGCUACUCGUGGAGGAUUGGGCAAGCUCUUCAUUAGAGGAAACAAUUCCAGUCGUGGAGUGACCACUGUUGGUCUUAGAGCCAUUUCACGUGGAUGCCCUUCUCUAAGAGUUCUUUCCUUGUGGAAUUUGUCUUCUGUUGGGGAUGAAGGUCUGCAUGUGAUUGCUGAUGGGUGUCACCAGCUACAGAAGCUCGACCUUUGCCAGUGUCCUGCUAUCACUAAUGAGUCUUUGCUAGCCAUUUCAAAGGGCUGCCCUGAUUUGACUGAUCUGACCAUUGAAGGUUGUGCAAACAUUGGAAAUGAAGGUAUCCAGGCUGUAGCACGCUGCUGUCCAAAUCUAAAGUUUAUUUCAAUCAAAGAUUGCCCCCAUGUUGGAGAUCAAGGAAUUGCAAGCCUGUUGACAUCAGCUUCAUAUUCCCUCACAAAAGUAAAGCUUAUGGCCUUGAACAUCACCGAUGUCUCUCUUGCCGUUAUUGGACACUAUGGCAAGGCAGUGACCGACCUUUCUCUCACUAGCCUUCCAAAUGUCAGUGAGAAGGGAUUCUGGGUAAUGGGUAAUGGGCAUGGGUUACAGAAAUUGAAGUCUUUCACUGUUAAAGCCUGCCUUGGAGUGACAGAUCUCGGACUUGAAGCUGUUGGAAAGGGUUGCCCAAAUUUGAAGCGGUUCUGCCUCAGCAAAUGUGCUCUCUUGUCUGAUAACGGGUUGGUGUCUUUUUCCAAAGCAGCGGGUUCACUAGAGAGCUUGGAACUGGAGGAGUGCCACAGGGUCACCCAUUUUGGGUUUUUUGGUUCCCUUUUGAACUGUGGUCCAAAGUUCAAGGCUGUUUCUAUUGUGAACUGCUUGGGUAUUAGGGACCUAAACUUGCGAUUGCCUCUAUCCCGUUGUGAAUCGCUUCGAUCCCUGUCCAUCCGUAACUGCCCUGGUUUUGGUGAUGCUAACUUGGCUGCAUUGGGGAAGUUGUGCCCUCAACUGCAAAAUCUGGAGUUGUCUGGGCUUCAUGGGAUAACAGAUGUUGGGUUUCUCCCAUUGCUCGAGAGUUGCGAGGCUGGUUUGGUGAAGGUUAAUCUCAAUGAUUGUCUCAAUUUGAGUGACAAAGCUGUUUGCAAGAUGGCUGAUUCACAUGGGUGGACACUAGAGAUGCUUAAUCUUGAUGGUUGUUGUAAGCUCAGUGAUGUCAGCUUGAUUGCAAUUGCAGAGAACUGUCAGUUGAUCAGUGAGCUAGGCGUCUCCAAGUGUGCAAUUACUGACUCGGGAAUCAUAGCUCUUGCACGUUCUAGCCUGAUAAAUCUGCAGAUCCUAUCCGUCGCCGGUUGCACUAUGGUCUCAGACAAAAGCCUGCCAUCAAUUGGAAAAUUGGGUCAGACCCUCUUGGGGUUAAACCUGCAGCAAUGCAAGGGGGUCAGCAGUGGUGCAAUCGACCUGCUUGUGGAACAGCUAUGGAGGUGUGAUAUCCUUUUCUGAACAAUAUCGAAGUAUGGGAUUAU